Messenger RNA from Amborella trichopoda, 1511 nucleotides. Its product is annotated as Gap junction beta-4 protein. The record is from RefSeq and is a predicted model, not a curated record. Lineage: Eukaryota; Viridiplantae; Streptophyta; Magnoliopsida; Amborellales; Amborellaceae.
UCACCAUCCAUGAACACUCCCUCUCUUUCUCUCUCUACCCUCUCUCCCUCUACCCCCUUUGCAGAGAGGGUAACGGGCGAGGGGCAAUUUGGUCAAUAAGAAAAUGGGGAAGCUCCUCUGUGAUUCAUCCGCCACUAUUCAGAGCUCCUCAGCUCUCCAGCCAUGGCGAGACCCCCUUCUCGACCGCCCUUCACAAGAAGAAGAAGACCCACCUUCUUCUGGUUCAGAUUUCGAAACCCUAACUGGCUUAGAAGACGAACAAAAGAGGAGCUUGCAAAAGCUGUGCACAAAGGGUGUUCUUUGGAAGCACCCAACAAAUCAAUCGUCUUCGUUGUUCCUGCUCUUUCAUGGCGGUGAUGUUCAGGCCGACGGGAACUGCCUCUUCUCGGCUUCGAAAGCGGCAAUGGAAGUAAGGGUUGAGCCUAACGAGCUUAGAAAGAGAACAGUGGUUAGAUUUUUGCAGGAUUACGAGAGUGAGGGGUUACAUAGAGGAUUUAUUGAUGGGGCUAUAAGGAGUAUGUACUCCCCAGAUUUACAGGCCGGGUGGGGCGUUCACUUGGUUCAAGAGGUGAAGCUUUUGGCGAGGAAGGACCAGAGAGAGGGCCUCGAUGCAGCGAUCUCCGAGCUCGUAGCUCUUGGUUUGCAGAGAGAAACGGCUGCAGAGACCAUUUACAAGGAGAGAUGCAUAACCGUCGUUGAUGGCCCGAGUUGGGCCACAUAUAUGUCAGUGUCUGGUUCACCAGAUGAUGAACAUGAUAUUAUCACUUUACAAUACACAGAGGAGGGUUUACUUUAUGUGGAUGAGAAUAGAGAUGGUAGAUCUGCUGCCUUUGGCGAUGAUAUAGCGAUUGAGAGCCUAGCAACAGAGUUCAACAGAGAAAUAUAUGUGGUCCAGUCUCAUGGAUCAGAUGCAAUGAUUGAUGAUGAAAAUUGCAUAUUCUUUCUUCCUCAUCAUCCCCGGGGUCAAAUUUCUGAGCCCCCAUUCUUCCUUUUCAUGAAAGGCAGAGGUUGGUGUGGUGCUGGGGCCGAUCAUUAUGAGCCAUUGAUUGCUCAUUCUGCUCCUAUUCUUUCACAGGAGAAGGGAGCUUUUGUACUCUGAGGCUUUCAUUAUCUUUAUCCACUGUAUUGUAUUUUAGAGUUUCAAGGCUGCUUUGUGUUCCAGUGUCUUUUUUUUUCUCUUUUAUGCCAUGUAGUAUUAGGGUUCAAGGCAGGUUUUUGGCAGGUUUUGUACUCCGAGGCUUUUUUUUUCUUUUUAAUUCUUUUAACCAUUGUGUUGUUGUUUUAGGAUUUUGGAGGCUUUUGAGUUGAUUCUUUUUAAUCAAUGGGGCUUGCAUUGAGAACCCCAUGUUGUUUGUAACGAUGUUAUUUUUUGUAGUAGUAAUGAUAACAUUCAGAUCGAGUGUCAUCCAGCUCUGCAAUUUUUUGAAGGUAAGUUUAUCAAAACACACUUGAGGUAUCAGCUGUAUAACAUUUUACACAUUUUGAACUAUUCCAACGCAUGAUCACAUUUA